AUGUUCAGCUGGAUGAGGAAGAACGAGAAGAAGACUCCUGAGGUGAUCCACACGGUCACCGAGGGGCUGAAGAACCUCUACAAGAAGAAGCUGCUGCCCGUGGAGGAGUUCUACCGCUUCCAUGACUUCCACUCACCGGCCCUGGAGGAUGCCGACUUUGACAACAAGCCCAUGGUGCUGGUGGUGGGGCAGUACUCCACAGGGAAGACCACCUUCAUCAAGUACUUGCUGGAGCAGGACAUCCCGGGCAGCCGCAUCGGGCCCGAGCCCACCACUGACUCCUUCAUUGCGGUCAUGCACGGCGAGACCGAGGGGAUCAUCCCGGGCAAUGCCCUCAUCGUUGACCCCAAGAAACCCUUCCGCAAGCUCAACCCCUUCGGGAACACCUUCCUCAACCGGUUCAUGUGCGCCCACCUGCCCAACCAAGUCCUGGAGAGUAUCAGCCUCAUCGACACCCCGGGGAUCCUGUCGGGAGCCAAGCAGCGUGUGUGCCGGGGCUAUGACUUCCCAGCCGUGCUGCAGUGGUUCGCGGAGCGCGUGGACCGUAUCAUCCUGCUCUUCGACGCCCACAAGCUGGAGAUCUCGGACGAGUUCUCGGAGGCCAUCCGAGCCCUGAAGGGCAACGAGGACAAGAUCCGGGUGGUCCUGAACAAGGCCGACAUGGUGGAUACGCAGCAGCUGAUGCGGGUCUAUGGGGCCCUCAUGUGGUCCCUGGGGAAGGUGUUCAACACCCCCGAGGUGCUGCGUGUCUUCAUUGGCUCCUUCUGGGCCGAGCCGCUGCUCGUCUCCGACAACCGGCGGCUCUUCGAGCUGGAGGAGCAGGACUUGUUCCAGGACAUCCAGAACCUGCCCCGCAACUCGGCCCUCCGCAAGCUCAACGACCUGGUCAAGAGAGCCCGGCUCGUCAGGGUCCACGCCCACAUCAUCAGCCACCUGAAGAAGGAGAUGCCCUCGGUGUUCGGGAAGGACAACAAGAAGAAGCACCUGAUCGCCAAGCUGCCCGUCAUCUUCGCCAAGAUCCAGCUAGAGCAUCACAUCUCGCCCGGCGACUUCCCCGACUGCGGCAAGAUGCAGGAGCUGCUGAUGGUUCACGACUUCACCAAGUUCCACGCGCUGAAGCCGCGGCUGCUGGAGGGGCUGGACGAGAUGCUGACGGGCGACAUCGCCCGGCUGAUGCCCCUACUGCGCCAGGAGGAGCUGGAGACGCCGGAGGGUGCGGUGCAGGGGGGGGCCUUCGACAUCACCCACAACGGCCCCUUCGUGGAGGGCCUGGCCGACGGCGCCUACGAGGGGGCAGACGACGAGGACUGGGUGGUGACCAAGGACAAGCCCAAGUACGACGAGAUCUUCUACAACCUCUCGCCCCUGGACGGGAAGCUGAGCGGCACCAAGGCCAAGAGCUGGAUGGUGGCCACCAAGCUGCCCAACUCGGUGCUCGGCAAGAUCUGGAAGCUGAGCGACGUGGACCGGGACGGCAUGCUGGACGACGAGGAGUUCGCCCUGGCCAGCCACCUCAUUGAGGUCAAGCUGGAGGGGCACGGCCUGCCCGCCGACCUGCCCCGCCACCUGGUGCCCCCCUCCAAGAGAAGGCAGAAGGGCUCGGCCGAGUAA
Messenger RNA from Emys orbicularis (European pond turtle), 1611 nucleotides. It is a transcript of the gene EHD2, whose product is annotated as EH domain containing 2. Gene Ontology annotation, molecular function: calcium ion binding; GTP binding; protein binding. Lineage: Eukaryota; Metazoa; Chordata; Testudines; Emydidae. Gene Ontology annotation, biological process: endocytosis; endosomal transport. The record is from RefSeq and is a predicted model, not a curated record. Gene Ontology annotation, cellular component: cytoplasm; plasma membrane. The transcript has 5 exons. The coding region runs from base 1 to 1611 and encodes 536 amino acids.